This is a messenger RNA of Penicillium antarcticum, 2025 nucleotides long. Its product is annotated as GMC family oxidoreductase. Gene Ontology annotation, molecular function: flavin adenine dinucleotide binding; oxidoreductase activity, acting on CH-OH group of donors. The transcript has 3 exons. Lineage: Eukaryota; Fungi; Ascomycota; Eurotiomycetes; Eurotiales; Aspergillaceae. Bases 1 to 2025 code for a protein of 674 amino acids. The record is from RefSeq and is a predicted model, not a curated record.
AUGCGUCUCUCUGCAGUGGCUGGGUUAUUAUCCACUCUUUCAGUUGUGCUAGCUUCAAGUCAUAGUUCAAACCCCCGGCACCAUGAUGCAUAUAAGAGGUCCUCUGGUGAUGCUUCCACGUCAUCCGAAUACGACUAUGUGGUGGUUGGAUCUGGUCCUGGUGGUGGUCCUCUAGCAGCGCGAUUGGCAAUUGCCGGAUAUAAAGUGCUUCUUUUGGAUGCCGGUGAUGACCAGGGUAAUGCUACCCGGCAAAUCGUCCCUGCCUUGCAGCUACAGUCCACCGAGUAUGAGCCGAUGAGAUGGGACUACUUUGUGAACCACUACUCGAAUACUUCACGCCAGGAGGAAGACACCAAAAUGACAUACCGGACUCCUGGAGGGGGACUUCAUGUCGGACCUGAUGCACCUGAUGGUUCUGAACCUUUAGGCAUCAUGUAUCCAAGGGCAGGAACCUUGGGAGGUUGCUCUGCCCACAAUGCCAUGAUUACUAUUUACCCGUACGAGAAUGAUUGGGAGCACUUGGCCGCUCUCACUGGCAAUGAGUCCUGGUCUGCCUCAAACAUGCGAGGAUACUUCGAACGAUUAGAGCGUAAUCGAUAUAUCCCGAGCGGCCUGCUCGGUCAUGGAUUUGAAGGAUGGCUCACCACAAGUCUGACCGAUUUGCGUCUCGUCAUUGAAGACCAAAAGCUCCUUUCUCUCAUUCUUGCCGGUGCGACAGCUGCGGGUCAGACUCUGUUGGGUAAAAUAGUCAACACUGUGACGGGCCUUGCAGGUGUCCUUUUACGCGAUCUAAACAACGCCUCACCGACACGUGAUUACUAUACCGGCCCAUACCAGGUGCCUCUUGCUGUGGAUGUUCCCGAGUACAAGCGUACCGGCCCACGAGAGUUUCUCAUGAAGACUGUCAAUGCCGUCAACUCGGAUGGCACUCGCAAGUAUCAUCUUGACAUUCAGCUGAACACGCUAGUGACCAAGGUCAGCUUUGAUACCUCUGGACCCAAGCCGCGUGCUCUUGGUGUGGACUAUCUCUUGGGUCAGAGCCUCUAUCGUGCGGACCCCCGCGCAUCUCGCACAUCCUCUAACGGUACACCUGGUAGUGUGAAUGCUGCUCGUGAGGUAAUUCUAUCUGCAGGCUCAUUCAACACGCCCCAAUUGUUGAAGCUUAGUGGAAUUGGCCCAAAUGAGGAGCUGUCUGAGCUGGGUAUCUCCACGCUGGUGAACUCGCCCGGCGUUGGUUCGAAUCUCCAAGACCGCUACGAGAUCGGCACAAUUGGAAAAUCCCCGACUGAUUUCGUCCUCACCUCUAAAUGCACUUUCAUGUAUACCAUGCCCGAUCCCUGUCUGGAACAGUAUGACAAUGAUCCUUUGUUCAAGGGCACCUAUACCACCAAUGGAAUUGCCAUUGCGAUCAUCCGCAAGUCGUCCGUCGCCGAGGAUGAGCCGGAUCUGCUGAUUUCGGGGGCCCCUGUCAACUUCCCUGGUUAUUAUCCCAACUAUUCAUAUGAAGGUCUCAAAGAUGCGCAACACUGGACUUGGAUCACUUUGAAGUCACGCAGUCGCAACAACGCAGGCACAGUGAAGCUGCGCUCCACUGACCCCCGCGACAUGCCCGAAAUUACCUUCAACUCAUUUGAUUCCGGCGUGACAGAGAACGAUGCCGAUGAGAAAGACCUCCAGGCUGUUUACGAAGCUGUGGAGUUCUCUCGCACAAUCUUUGAUGAUCUCGUUCCUCUCGACGGUGGAUUCGACGAGGUCUGGCCGGGUCCCAACGUUACCACCGAGAGAGAGGUCAAAGACUUCAUCAAGCAGGAGGCUUGGGGUCAUCAUGCCUGCUGCACUGCUGCUAUCGGAGAGGACAGUGAUGAAAAUGCCGUGCUGGACUCAGACUUCAGAGUGCGUGGCGUUGAUGGUUUGCGUGUUGUGGAUGCCUCGGUGUUCCCAAAGAUUCCCGGAUACUAUGUCGCGUUGCCUAUCUACAUGAUCAGUGAGAAGGCUGCUGAAGUUAUUAUUGCCGAAGCCGUUUGA